UGUAGAAGCGGAAAAAUGGCCGCUGACACCGGGAGAUACAGGACUGCAGUGUCCAAAAGCAAGGACCCUUCCAGUUUAUUAAUCUCUGUUAUAAGGACUCUGUCGAGCAGCAACGAUGUGCAGGACCGGGAGACAGAGAAGAGUCGUCUGGAGGAGGCCUACGAGAAAUGCGACCGUGAUCUGGACCAGCUCAUCGUCCAGCACUACACGGAGCUCACCACGGCCAUCCGCACCUACCAGAGCAUCACCGAGAGGAUCACCAGCUCACGCAACAAGAUUAAACAGGUGAAGGAGAACCUGCUGUCAUGUAAGAUGCUGCUCCACUGUAAGCGGGACGAGUUGAGGAAGCUGUGGAUCGAGGGCAUCGAGCACAAACACGUCCUCGAGCUGCUGGACGAGAUCGAGAACAUCAAGCAGGUUCCUCAGAAACUGGAGGCCUGCAUGGCGAGCAAGCACUAUCUGCAUGCCACGGACAUGCUGGUGUCGGCGGUGAAGUCUCUGGAGGGGCCUCUGCUGCAGGUGGAGGGUCUGAGUGACCUGCGGCUGGAGCUGCACAGCAAGAAGCUCAACAUUCAUCUGGUGCUGAUCGAUGAGCUGCACCGCCACCUCUACAUCAAGUCCACCAGCCGCGUGGGCCAGCGGGGCAAGGACAAAGGACGGCUCGGAGGGUCUGCGCCAAAGGACUCGUCCGUUUUGGAAGUCAGCAGCCUGACUCCACGGAAACUCACCGAGACGUCCCAGUUCAGCACUCCAUCAGCAUCCAGCAUUCGAGAUUUGCAGGAUGAUCUAGACGCGGACCCAGAGGAGAACAGCGCCGAGUUUAUGGGGAUCCUGAUCAAAGCUUUGGCCAAACUCAAGAAGAUCCCAGAGACCAUUAACGCCAUCAUGGAGCGCCUGGAGCCAGAACUCAAGCAGAUCCUUAAAAGAUCCACCACCCAGAUCGCAGACCACGCCUACCAGAGAGGAGAGAGCCUGGCACAGGACAACCAGCCAAGGCUGCUCCUGGAACUGCUGGAGCUGCUCUUUGACAAGUUUAACGCCGUCGCUACAGCUCACAGCAUCGUCCUGAACCAUCUGCAGCAGAUUGUGGUGUCUCCCAGCGGCGCUCAGGAGGGCAUCAAGCUCUACGAGCAGGCCGACGUCUCUGCCAAGAUCCAGACCGUCCUACAGGUUCUGCUGAUGGACUACCUGGACGUAAAGAACACGCGCAGUGCAGCCGAACCCACGGCCCAGCUCUCCUACGCGAGCACCGGCGGAGACUUCGGAGCCUUUUUCGCCAAGAAGAAACCACUUCGACCCAAACAGUCUCUCUUCAAGUUUGAGUCGUCUUCCCACGCCAUAAGCAUGAGCGCGUACCUGCGAGAACAACGGCGAGAACUUUACAGCAAGAGCGGAGAGCUACAAGGAGGAGCUGACGAUAACCUGAUAGAAGGAGGAGAGACCAAGUUCCUGUGUAAGCCUGGAGCCAGGAACAUCACCGUCAUCUUUCAGCCUUUGCUCAAGUUCAUUCAGGAGAUCGAGUUGAGCAUGGGUCCGGGGAAGCAGUGCCAGCUCCGUACCUUCCUCACCUACUACAUCAACGAGCUGUUUCUGAACCAAGUACGCACCGAGACCAAUAAAGAAAUCGAAACCGUCACUAAAGUGGCUGAUCCUCUCAAGAUCCUGGCCAGCGCUGACACCAUGAAGAACCUGGGUGUCCAGAGACCUCUUCUACAGAGCACUGUGAUCGUAGAGAAGUCCAUCCAGGAUCUGAUGAGUCUCAUGCAGGACCUCAGUGCUUACUCUAACCAGUUCCUGGAGAUGGUCUGUGACAAACUCAAAGAGUACAAGGAAAUCUGCAACACCGCCUACAGGAGUAUAGUGCAGUGCGAGGAAAAGCUGACCAUCAGCGCCUCUUGGGCUAAAGACGAGGACAUCAGCCGCCUGCUGCAGUCUCUACCCAACUGGGCCAACAUGACUCAACCCAGACAGCUGCGCCAGAAAAGAGAGGACGAGGAGGACUUUACACGGGCGGCGUUUGCUAAGGAGUCCGAGGUGCUGACGGGGAACCUGGGAGACAAGCUGAUUCCUCAGAACGAGAUUCUUCGGGAUGUCAGUGACCUGAAGGCUCUGGCUAACCUGCAAGAGAGCAUGGAGUGGCUGGCUGUUUGCCUCAAAGGCUUCUUCUCCAGCCUGCCCCCAAGCUCCAGUGCGUCCCCAGGCUCGGACACACAGGCGAGCAGCGAGAGCGCUCGCAAUCGGGAGCACAUCCUGCAGACUCUUUCAGACCUUGCCAGAUCUUUCCAGGACAUCGCUGACCGCUGCCUGCUCGUGCUGCACCUGGAGGUCAGGGUGCACUGCUUCCACUAUCUCAUCCCCCUGGCUAAGCAAGGCAACUACGCCAUCGUGGCCAACGCCGCCAGCAUGGACUACGACCCCCUGGUGGUCAAGCUGAAUAAGGACAUCAGCGCCAUCGAGGAGGUGAUGGGAGCCGCGCUGCAGCAGCACAAGUUCCAGUACAUCUUCGAGGGUCUGGGCCACCUGAUCUCCUGCAUCCUGAUCAACGGAGCUCAAUACUUCAAGCGCAUCAGCGAGUCUGGAAUUAAGAAGAUGUGCAGGAACAUAUUUGUGCUCCAGCAGAACCUCACCAACAUCACCAUGUCGCGCGAGGCCGAUCUGGACUUUGCUAGGCAGUACUAUGAGAUGCUGUACAACACAGCAGACGAGUUGUUGAACCUGGUGGUGGAUCAGGGCGUGCGUUACAGCGAGCUGGAGUACAUCAACGCUCUGAGCCUCCUGCACCGCAGCCAGACGGGCGUGGGAGACCUGAGCGUCCAGAACACACGCCUGCAGCGCCUCAAAGAGAUCAUCUGCGAGCAGGCCGCCAUCAAACAGGCCACCAAGGACAAGAAGAUCACCACCGUGUAAACACACACACACAAAACGCAUACCUGCAAAAACCUGUAUAAGCCCAGUCGCUUUUUCACUUAAUGGUCAACACUAGAAGAUGAAAAAAAAGCAUUGCGCACAUGCUGUUUAUAUAUAUUUACACACACACACACGCACACGAAAUUAGUCUUUAAUGAAAUAAUCCCUCGGAGCCUGUCUCACAAACCGUGGCUUCACCUCGUGGAAUAAUCUGGACGCGUGACUCGAGGACACAGUCAUCUCAUUUUCCUGUAAUUUAAAAGCACUGCUCUCGGUUAUAUGGCGCCUUACACACACACACACACACACACACACACACACAUCAGGCCGUGUCCACAAUCUCACACGGCAGAUUAGAGCACUGGAAUUAUUAUCGGAGAGUCCCUGUGAAGUGUUUAGUUCUCUUAGGAAGGGAAAGGCAUUCUUUUAUUCUGCAUUUCUUUGCGUUUCUUUAACACUGCCGUUUAUUUAGAGGGAAGGAUGAUUGAUCGUAUAUGGUGUCUUUAGAACUCGGGCUCGGUGAGGUGUGUGUGUGUGUGUGUGUGUGUGUGUGUGUGAGAGAGAGAGAGAGAGAGAGAGAGAGAGAGAGAGAGAGAGAGAGAGAGAGAGAUCUCCAGCCUCCAACUGCAGCUAUUAAAGCUUUAAUUUGCCGCUUUUUUCCUUAAGUCUUACUCACUUAGUCUGUCUCUCACUCACUCACUCUCUCACACACACACACACACACACUCGCUCUCUCAUUCACACACACGGAGAGCCACAAAUCAUUCAUUCUUUCUGCCCCAUGGUGUUUUUAGUUCAUUAACUCGGAAGAAAAGUGCUUAACAAGAGAGGGAGAAAGAAAGCCCUGUCGAUAGAGAAACACGGGAAGCAGGCAGCGGCGUUCCCUGAAGCCAGCGCAGCGAUACAUCAUUAUGACUCGGUGUCAGGAAUCAAUAACGGCCUGCGGGGGCUGCUGAACGUGUUAACGUGGAGAAAACAUCUUUAAUAUUCCGACUUCAUUUGAAUGAUCGCGUGCAUACGGAGAGGAAGCGAUGGGGAGGUUGCAGAAAUGUCGCCGGAGCGAAGCUCUGUGGAGUGAAGCUGGUUUUCUGAGUGCUAGUGCUAGUUUUUUGUUUUCUUUUAACGUUAAUCACCAGAAUGCCCAGAAACUCCUUUAUAUAUUUUGUAUGUUUUAUUCGUGGUGUGGGUUUUCACUGUCCCAAGCCUCGAUGUUGUGCACACAGCUAUGUAAAAUGAUUAGUUACUGAUUUCUUUUGCUUCGGACGUGUUUCGCGUCCAUCACGUUACUAUUCGACGUACCGACGGGGAACGAAAUUUCCCUCGUUUUCAUUUCAAUUCUGUACAACAUCAUCAGAUCUGAAAUAAAUAAAUAAAUAAAAUCGA
Messenger RNA from Ictalurus furcatus (blue catfish), 4290 nucleotides. It is a transcript of the gene exoc4, whose product is annotated as exocyst complex component 4. Lineage: Eukaryota; Metazoa; Chordata; Actinopteri; Siluriformes; Ictaluridae. Bases 16 to 2907 code for a protein of 963 amino acids. Gene Ontology annotation, biological process: chemical synaptic transmission; exocytosis; Golgi to plasma membrane transport. The transcript is spliced from 18 exons. The record is from RefSeq and is a predicted model, not a curated record. Gene Ontology annotation, cellular component: growth cone membrane; synapse; exocyst.